AGUCAUGUCAUUCUCAUUCAUUGUGAUAAUGUGUUUACUAUUUCUUACUUGUAGUAACUAAACAAUAUAAAAAGCGUGUAAUAAGCAAUGACUUUAUUAUAAUUUGAGUGUAUUGAUUUCAAAUAAUACUAAAACAUAAUAUCUUAUAAUCAGAUAUGGUUUAAAGGUGUAAACGUGUUCGUCUUAUACCAGCUGCUAAAAGUGCAUCGUCCCACUUAUUGGUAUAAGUGUAUCGUAAAAUAUUGAAUGAUAAAAUAACAUAAUAUCAAUUAAAAUGGCAUUUUAUACAUGUAAUCGAUAUAGAUUAAUAGUAAUACUACUGCUCGUGUUGAUUAUGUGGCAGUUCUUCCGCCUGUUGCCUGAUAAAUCUGCCACACAAAUAUCAGAGUCUGGUAUAGUGGAGUUGGAAGAUGACAAGUAUAAUAAGCAUAAACAAGACAAAGUUAAGGUGAGGGUGUAUUAUGAAGCCCUUUGUCCGGACUCCAAGCAUUUCUUUGUGAGGCAUCUGGGACCAGUGACGGAAAAGCUAUCGGAGUUCCUAGAUGUUACAUUAGUACCCUAUGGAAAGGCUACAACCAAAGAAGAGAAUGGGAAGUAUUUCUUCCAAUGCCAGCAUGGUGAGGAAGAGUGUUAUGCUAACAAGAUCCAUGCGUGUGCAAUAGAGGCUGUGGCUAACAUGACUACGUCUGUCAAGAUAACUGAAUGCAUGAUCUCAGACAAUAUGGAUGCUGAUGGUGCUCUUGCCAGAUGUGCAAAGGAAAUGAAGAUUGAAGCUGAUCCUAUCAGUCACUGUGCUCACAAUGAACUUGGAACUAAUCUACUCAAGAAACAUGGAGAUGAUACCCAUAUAUUGAAGCCAACAUUUAUUCCGACAAUAACAAUCAAUGGUUCAAGGGACAACCAAGCUGCCAUACUGAAAAAUUUCCUAUUAGAAGUAUGCAAAUUGAUUGACAUGCCUCUACCACCACCAUGCUUGUGACAAAACAAAUUUUAUCGUCCAAACUUGCAUAACAUACUCCAGCAUUUUGAGUAAAUCCAUGAAUUCCAGUGUUUUGUUAAUGUUAAGCUCAAAUUUAAAUUGCUCAGUUAAUACUUCCAUGAAAUUUUUAAAUACUAUGGCAAUUACCAAUGCUGUGUACACGGUAUGCCUACAUUGUACAAUUUGCAACAGCUUAAUCCUAUUGAUUGUAUUCCAUUCAAAUAAAUUACUCAUGGUAGCAAGCAAUUAGAAACGCACUAUCAUGUGCACUAUUAUUGGUUAAGCAAAUCAUUUUAUUGAAUGUUUUGGGAACUAAAAAGGCUAUUGAAGUAUUAUAUUCAAAAAUAUAAUUUUGGUGAUAUGUUAGAUAUAUUAAUUGUUUGUUUAUAAGUACCUAAGUUGUAAUGGGUUGUGUUUCCUAAACUUUAAUGAGUCAAUGAACAAAUAUUUUUAGAAAUUUUCUGACCAAACAACUUUGGUUGUUAUUGCAUUUAGUGAUAACUACAUUAUUUUCUUUAACAAACUGUUGUAUUUUUAUAACUUUAAUUUACCCAUUUUUCUAUAAAACCUUUUUCAGUCAAUUUAUAAAAUGUAAUCAUGAUGAAUUUCUUGUAAUGGUAGGUCCAGUAUAAACUAAAAUACUUACUUAAUUAAAUCAUUCAUGAUAAUAUUUUACGCUUUAGGUUAAAAGUCUGAACAAACUAAGUGUGUAUAAUCCAAUCAAUCAAUCAAUCAUCAGCCUAUCGCAGUCCACUGCUGGACAUAGGCAAAGACUGUAUAAUCCAAACUAGAAGAUAUUUUUAGUGACAGUAUUUUUUUUAAACUGACUGUAAACUUUUCAUAAAUCAUAGCUAAAAUGUAUAUGAUCAUAACCAUAACAUUAAGGGUUUCUUUUAAGGGAACAUGUGAUGAAAAACCGUUUCAUUUUACAUAUAAUUAUAAUGUAUUGUUUUCGGCUUUUUGUAGCAGAUUUAUAAUACCAUUAACAUGAUCAUUUUUGUGGCCCACAUUUAAGUUUUUACAGAGCCAGUGUAAGAACUUAAAAAUGUAUAAGGUAUUUUCUUAUGCGAUGGCAUUGGUAAAUAUACGUAAAAUUCCGAUAUUACGGACUGUUUCAGAUACAACAUUCAAAAUAAUAAAAGUUAUAGUGUCUUCCUAAGGUGUUAGAUGAGACAAAAAUUCCAUAAAUAAUUUUAAAGAAAUGUUGUGAUGCACUAUAUUUAAAGUCAAUGAAGAGGCUCGAUGUUUAUCUUAAGGUAAAAGGGAAAGAAACUGCGAUAGUUACAACUCUUAGCGAGGGUUACUUUAUUUCGGGGGUAGAUGUAGUGGGAAAAUGUCGUUUUGUUGUACUGUGUAUAGAUUGUAGAAAUGACGCUGUGAAUUUAAUAAUAAAAAUAUAAUGUCUCGAACGUAAAAAAAA
Messenger RNA from Helicoverpa zea (corn earworm), 2399 nucleotides. Its product is annotated as gamma-interferon-inducible lysosomal thiol reductase-like. Gene Ontology annotation, molecular function: oxidoreductase activity, acting on a sulfur group of donors, disulfide as acceptor. The coding region runs from base 275 to 979 and encodes 234 amino acids. The record is from RefSeq and is a predicted model, not a curated record. Lineage: Eukaryota; Metazoa; Arthropoda; Insecta; Lepidoptera; Noctuidae. The transcript is spliced from 4 exons.